AUUAAUGAUGAGUGACAUCAACACUUGUUAAUGAUCAGGCAAAUACCACUGCAAGGUCACUGGGUUCAGGUGUCACCUGCAGUUUAUAUUAGGGGUAACCUGGGAUACUAACAUGUCUCACUCAAAAAUGUCUAAAGACAGCACUGUGGGACUCAACUCAGGAGUGGUGACCGCACUCUACCCAAGUCAUCAACUUCUUCAUUCCCCAGCUUUAUACAAAAGUAUCUGCAAAGCAACUUCAUCAAAUGAAGUAAAUAAUGACAAAUAACUAAGGGGGUGGAAGGAUGAGGGACAAGGUAAGAACAGGUUUGGGAGGCUAGACGGUCCUUAGGGAGAUGCACAGCGCAAAUAAAACACCUUGGCACACACCCAGGUGUACAAAGUGAGGCCAGGGAAGAAACCCGUCAUCUAUCCAGGCAGAAAGGUCUCUUGGAGAUCUGAAUUUUGUCCGGUCCCCCCGCCCCCAAAGGCAUCCAGCUCUGAGUCCAGAAUUUCCCUGAGUUAUGCCCCCAAAACCCGGAAAACUGGGUAUAACUGGAAAAGGAGCGACAUAAAGAAAGGAAGAGUCUUGGCCCCAGGGAAGCCCCUUCCUCACCCAGUCUUCACACAUUUGAUCAUGGCUCUCCCCCAGGAGGAUCCCUCGCUGGAGAGGCAUUUUAAGGGCCACCGAGAUGCAGUUACCUGUGUGGACUUCAGUCUCAACAUGAAACAGCUGGCCAGUGGCUCCAUGGACUCGUGCCUCAUGGUCUGGCACAUGAAGCCCCAGUCACGUGCCUACCGCUUCACGGGCCACAAGGAUGCCGUCACCUGUGUGAACUUCUCCCCUUCGGGACACCUUCUUGCUUCAGGCUCCCGAGACAAGACUGUCCGCAUCUGGGUACCCAACGUCAAAGGCGAGUCAACUGUGUUUCGUGCACACACAGCCACAGUGAGGAGUGUUCACUUCUGCAGUGAUGGCCAAUCCCUUGUGACAGCCUCUGAUGACAAGACAAUCAAGGUGUGGUCAACUCAUCGCCAGAAAUUCCUGUUCUCCCUGAGCCAGCAUAUCAACUGGGUCCGCUGUGCCAAGUUUUCCCCUGAUGGGCGGCUGAUCGUCUCUGCCAGUGAUGACAAGACUGUCAAGCUGUGGGAUAGGAACAGCCGGGAGUGUGUCUACUCAUACUGUGAGCAUGGCGGUUUUGUUACCUAUGUGGACUUUCAUCCCAGUGGUACAUGCAUCGCUGCUGCCGGAAUGGACAACACAGUGAAGGUGUGGGACGUGCGGACUCACCGGCUCUUGCAGCAUUAUCAGUUGCACAGUGCAGCAGUGAAUGCCCUCUCUUUCCACCCAUCGGGAAACUACUUGAUCACAGCCUCCAGUGACUCAACCCUGAAGAUCCUGGACCUGAUGGAGGGCCGGCUACUCUAUACACUCCACGGGCAUCAGGGACCAGCCACCACUGUUGCCUUUUCAAGAACAGGGGAGUAUUUUGCUUCUGGAGGCUCUGAUGAACAAGUGAUGGUUUGGAAGAGUAACUUUGAUAUUGAUUAUGGAGAAGUCCUAAAAGUGCAGAGACCCCCAGCCACACUGGCCAGCUCUGCCGGAAAUCUGCCAGCAGUAAAUUUCCCCAUGUCACCAGGCAGAGGCAAGAGUCUGGAGUCGGUGCAGAGCCAGCCCCAGGAGCCCAUCAGCAUGCCCCAGACACUGACUAGCACACUGGAGCACAUCGUGGGCCAGCUGGAUGUCCUCACCCAGACAGUCUCCAUCCUGGAGCAGCGGUUGACACUGACAGAAGACAAGCUGAAGCAGUGUCUGGAGAACCAGCAGCUAAUCAUGCAGAGAACAACACCAUGAUCGGGGGAACAAGAAUCAGGAGCUCGGUCGAUUUUGCGGGGGGUGGUAGUAGGCCAGGGAUUUGUACUGUGGACUUGGGUAAAGAAAUAAAGGGGAUUCAACUUUAUUCAACUGUGAGAAUCACAUCCAUACCAGACCCCCUUCCCCAAUAUUAUGGAUUUCUGAGUUCUGCCUCCACCUUCCUGUUUGCACCAGGAGGCUCCACCUGGCAGCCAGACAUCCCCAGCAGACAGGGCCCACACCAAAAGGAUGCUUAAAACCUGACUACCAGGACCACAUUUCAUUUU
Molecule: messenger RNA, 2121 nt
Organism: Nycticebus coucang (slow loris)
Lineage: Eukaryota; Metazoa; Chordata; Mammalia; Primates; Lorisidae
Gene: POC1A
Product: POC1 centriolar protein A
Exons: 11
Coding region: 617-1834 (405 amino acids)
Biological process (GO): cilium assembly
Cellular component (GO): centriole; ciliary basal body
Molecular function (GO): protein binding
Source: RefSeq, a predicted model, not a curated record